AUGGUCAGGCGCAAUGUCAACAAGGGUCUUUGAACAGGAGUACUUAAUGCUGCAUUUCAUCCCUCGCAGUCUUCCACACAAGCCACCACCAACGGCCUUCGCCCCGUGUACAUCGUCGCGGCCGCGCGAACUCCCGUCGGCUCGUUCCUCGUUAGUCCCACUCCAGCGUGCACUUACACUGCAUCUGACCUCCCUCAUUGAUCACCGUAACCCGUCAUGCACCCAACAGGGCUCCUUGUCCAAGGUCUCGGCCGUGCAACUCGGUGUCGCGGCGGUGCAAGGCGCGCUUUCGCAGGUGUCGAUCAACCCGUCCGAGAUCGAGGACGUCUACUUUGGCAACGUGCUCCAGGCCGGUGUCGGACAGUCUCCCGCUCGACAGGUCGCUAUUGGUGCUGGCUUGAACGAGUCGACCGAGGCUACGACCAUCAACAAGGUGUGUGCUUCACCGGACCGCUCGCUUUCGUCGUGUCGUCGUCGCGCUCCCACUCGGGCGGCGCGUGUCAGAACCCGCGGUUGGGGGGCGGCUGAUUCGGCAACCCUGGCUGAUGCAUGUGGCGCCGCAUUCUUCUGUGACAGGUCUGCGCAUCCGGAAUGAAGGCCAUCAUGUUGGCAACGCAAAACAUCCAGACCGCUAACCGGGAGGUCAUGAUCGCCGGUGGUAUGGAGUCUAUGAGGUAAGCAGCCCCCAGCCCGCCAGCUUAGUUCUAAGCUCGGGCCGCGCUUGGCAGCUCCUCGGCGAUAGCUCCUCGGCGAUAUUUCAUUUAACUCGGCCUAAUUCAUGCCCCUGCGUGUUCCGUAUGCAGUCAAGCGCCUUUCUACAUGCCCCGUCAACCCGCGACGUUUGGGCACGUCUCCGCCCUCGAUGCUCUUGUCAAGGAUGGGUCAGUCUCACGGCGGUCGUUCAAUGCCGAGCGAGGCCUUAGACCAGGCACAAUCUGACGCGCACUUGCGUUUUUUUUUUUUUUUUUUUUUUUUUUUUUUUUUUUUUUUUUUUUUUUUUUUUUUUUUCACAGUUUGACUGACGUGUACGGUGAUUAUCCUAUGGGUAUCUGGUCAGUCAUUUCUCCAUCGUCGAUGAAAUCGACGUAGCCGAAAGGAAAAAUGCCUGACAGACCCGAGCAUUCCAUCAACAGCGCCGAGGAGACGGCCAAGAAGCACAACGUCAGCCGAGAGGACCAGGACAACUACUGCCUCGAGACCUACCGCAAAGGUACGUCACUUGAGGACUUCCGAAACAUACAAGGAAGGACAGGAAGACUGAUCUAGCCUCGUCAUCGCCUUUCACAGCCGCGGCCGCAUGGGAUGCCGGUGCCUUCAAGGCCGAGAUCGCGCCCGUGACGUUGAAGGACGCUCGCAAGGGUGACACCGUCAUCUCCGAGGACGAGGAGUACAAGAAGAUCCUCCCCGCCAAGGUCGCCGGCCUCAAGCCCGUCUUCAAGAAGGACGGCACCGUCACCGCCGCCAACGCGUCCAACUUGAACGAUGGUGCUUCGGCCGUCAUCUUGGUCUCCGAGGAGAAGCUCAAGGAGCUCAACUUGACCCCUUUGGCCAGGAUUGUCUGUGAGUUGCGAUUCAUCGCAAUAGUUCACCGAUGAAAUCUAUAUGUUCACCUUCUGACACCACCCCUUCAGCUUUCGCCGACGCUGCCUUGGCCCCGAUCGACUUCCCCAUCGCCCCGUCCCGUGCCCUCCCCGCCGCGCUGAAGAAGGCCAACCUGACGAUCGACGACAUCGCCAAGUUUGAGAUCAACGAGGCCUUCUCCGCCGUCGCGUUGGCGAACCAAAAGAUCCUCAACAUCCCGAUGGAGAAGCUCAACGUCAACGGUGGUGCCGUCGCUUUGGGUCACGCCUUGGGCUCGUCCGGCUCGAGGAUCGUCGUUACGUUGACGCAUCUGUUGAAGAAGGGAGAGUUCGGCGCGGCGGCCGUUUGCAACGGUGGUGGUGGAGCUAGUGCCAUCGUCAUUCAGAGGCUAUGA
This is a messenger RNA of Microbotryum saponariae, 1975 nucleotides long. The record is from the annotation of a GenBank genome assembly. NCBI's taxonomy places the organism in Eukaryota, Fungi, Basidiomycota, Microbotryomycetes, Microbotryales, Microbotryaceae.